Messenger RNA from Mangifera indica (mango), 679 nucleotides. RefSeq names its product flowering-promoting factor 1-like protein 2. NCBI's taxonomy places the organism in Eukaryota, Viridiplantae, Streptophyta, Magnoliopsida, Sapindales, Anacardiaceae. Gene Ontology annotation, biological process: regulation of flower development. Bases 78 to 413 code for a protein of 111 amino acids. The record is from RefSeq and is a predicted model, not a curated record. The transcript has a single exon.
UUCUUCUUCACUUUAGCUUAUAAUAACCAAAACCCAAUUCAUAUUUCACUUCACACAUUUGAUUCUUUCAAAUCACUAUGUCUGGAGUUAUGUAUUUUAACAGGAGGAAUGGCGUCCUUCAUCUUAAUGAAAACCCUCAAGCUGAAUCUUCAUCAUCCGACAAGAAAAAGGUUCUGGUGUAUUUACCAACAGGUGAAGUGGUGUCUUCUUAUUCUUCACUUGAAAGUAUCUUGACAGGUUUAGGCUGGGAAAGGUAUUAUCGCGGUGACCCUAAUCUCAUCCAAUUCCACAAGCAUUCUUCCAUUGAUCUCAUCUCUCUACCUCGUGACUUCUCAAAGUUCAACUCCACCGGCGUUUACAUGUAUGAUAUCGUCGUCAAGAACCCCGAUCUCUUCCAUGUUCGCGAUAUGUAAUCCAUCAUCAUCCAACUUCAUCUAUGUAUGCAUGCAUGCAUGUAUGUAAUCAUCAUCAUUUCAUUCUAGUGUUUGCAGUGUGAGUCAUAUUUUCAUUUCCAAAUUAUUAGGCAUUAAUUGUAUCGUUAUUGUGUGUUUCAUUUUGUUAAGCAAGUUCGUAUAUUAUGUUUCUCCUUGUAUUUAUGUGUUUGUAAGCAUGGUUCAUCUAGGGUUUCCCCAAGCUUCUUGUUUUCUGCAAAUAAAAAUUUAAUGGGUAUUGUAAGCUG